Molecule: messenger RNA, 1320 nt
Organism: Cyphomyrmex costatus
Lineage: Eukaryota; Metazoa; Arthropoda; Insecta; Hymenoptera; Formicidae
Product: leucine-rich repeat neuronal protein 1
Exons: 3
Coding region: 1-1320 (439 amino acids)
Molecular function (GO): protein binding
Source: RefSeq, a predicted model, not a curated record
AUGAUCCGAUCGUUUUACGUGAAUAAGUAUAAGAUUAAGGAAGGGAUUGCGUUGCAGAUAGAUCUUUCAUUUCGGAAAAUGACGAAGGAAGAUUUUUUCGUGAGAAUACAAACCAAAAUCGAUCUGCGAGAAGUGACGGAUCUCAAUCUGAGAGGAAACGAAUUUGACAGUUUUCUGGAUUGCUCUACCAAUCUUGAGGCACUGAGAACCCUGGACUUGUCUCAGAAUCACCUUCAGCGAUUCUUCUUCCUGUGCAAGGAAGAAUACAAUUUGCAAUUGUUAAACGUGAGUCACAAUAACCUCAAGUACAUCAACGAUAGAACUCUCAACGACCGAAUAUCGAAACUCAAGAUACUAGAUCUUUCUUUCAACAAGCUCACAGUCGUCAACGAGACCAUGCUGCAACAUCUAACGAUUCUCGAGUACUUGUCUCUGUCCCAUAAUCCCAUAGGGGAUGGAAUUCACGAGAGCGCUUUUUGGACUUUAACAGCAUUAAAACAUCUGGACCUGAGAAACAUAUCCGCGUCAUACUUCUCGUCGGAUUUCUUCAAAACCUUGACGAACCUGUCAACUUUGGACCUAUCCUGGAAUCCGAUCAGCGCGAUACCUUUGUUACCGAUCAAUUUACAAGAGCUGGAUUUAUCCGGCACGCAAGUGACAGAUUUUAGAAACUUGUAUCUACCGCAGCUACGAGAAUUGCGGCUGAACAACAUGACGAACUUGACAUCGCUGGCGCUGAACGAUCUCGACCUGACCAGCCUGGAGACGUUAUCGUUGACCGGUUCCAAACGGCUGGACCGGCUUAGUCGCAGUCCUUGGUCGCCGCUCAACAUCGUGCUACCACGAUUGCAGCGACUUCUAAUAAAAGACUGCGACCUCAAGACCUUAGGUGUCGAGCUGAGCUUUCUGAUACAACGAACGCCCGUUCUUGAAUUGGAGAACAAUCCUUGGGAAUGCGACUGCAACUUGAAAUGGAUCGGUCUGUUGAAUUCGUCCAGAAAUCUCAAUCGAGAUAUCAGAUGCCACGCACCAGAUCGACAUCGUGCCAAACUCCUGGCUGAAAUUCCGGACUACGAGCUACAAUGCGACUACGAGUACAACAAAUCCGUCAUCUAUCCGAUCCUGUGGACCGGCCUCUCGAUAUUGAUCGUUGCCAUGAUCGUCGCUGCGGUCUUGGUCUUCCUCAGACGGCCAAUAAGCCAGUGGAGCUUCAAGGGAAGAAACGGGGAUACCGUCACGUACAAAAACGUCGUCGAGUCGAACAAUGAUCUGGUCCGAAUACUAGCGGUGUCCGAGACGCACGAACGCAACGAAGAAUGA